AUGAUUGCAGCGUUCUUCCUCUGGGGGGCGCUGCUCGUAGACCACAGUCGAGCACAUGACUGUCCCUCUUCGCCUCUCUCCUCACGUCUCCAUUCCUUUCAUCUGGACGACUAUGAAAACGAAGAGUCGCGGGCGGACCCCCUCCGUACAGCGCUGACCAUGAAGACAACUACCCCCAUCAUUGUGUUUUGCAUCAUACUGGGAGCAGCCAGAGGUCAUGAAAUCUGCUAUGGAGACCUCGGCUGUUUCUCGGAUGCCGCGCCGUGGUCUGGGACCCUCCAGCGGCCAUUAGCUGCACAACCCUGGACUCCGGAGAAGAUAAACACCCAGUUCUUCCUGCUGACCCGAGAGAUCCUGGAGUGUCACCAGAACAUCAGCGCCAGGGACCUUCCCGGCCUCAGAGCCUCCUCAUUCCGGACCUCCCGUGAGACCGUUUUCAUCGUACACGGAAUGGACGACCGAGCGGAGAGUAACUGGGUGUCCGACAUGUGCCACGAGCUCAUAUUGUUGAAAGACGUGAACUGUAUCGGGGUGGAUUGGCGCCGCGGAUCGGGAAACGUAUUGCUGUACGUGCAGGCCGCCAACAAUGGGCGCGUCGUUGGCGCGGAGAUCGCCCAUCUGCUAAAGAAACUUCAGUGUAUCUUCCUCUCCGCAGGUCUGGACCCGGCUCGGCCAUAUUUCGAGAACACGGCGGAAGAAGUUCGUCUUGAUCCCUCCGACGCUGGUUUUGUGGACGUCAUUCACACGGACACCGAGAAGAUAACUGGACUCGGUUUAGCACAACCAGUCGGACAUUUUGAUUUUUACCCGAACGGAGGAAAGCACAUGGCGGGGUGUCCCCACAAGCUGCUGGCAAUCCUGCAGAUUGGUAAAGACAUGUUGAAGGCGUUUGCCUGCGACCACUUCCGAGCGUUCCUCUAUUACACGCACAGCAUCCGAUCCCCCGGCGGCCUCUUCAGCUACCCCUGUGACAGCUACGAGCAUUUCACCUCCGGCUCCUGCUUCCCCUGCCCCCCCCAGGGGUGCCCCACUAUGGGCUAUCACUCAGAGGACUAUUACAACAUCACAAAGCAGAAGAGGAAGUUCUACCUGAUCACUGGUGGGGACCCUCCAAACUUCUCCAGUUGGAGAUAUAAACUUUCAGUGACAUUAAACGGGACGGCAAAAACAUUUGAUAAACUCUUCAUAUCGCUCUAUGGUGCCGGCGGCAACGUGGCCAAACACCAGCUGGGGAGAGGUGGUCGGGUCUCGGAGAACGCCUACUCCGGCUUUAUCGACUCCCCGGUGAUGCUCCAGCCGUUGCGUCAUGUGACAUUUUCCUGGACCCCGAAAAUAUUCAGCAUCAGCAUCCUCCAGCUGGGGGCGUCCAGGACGGACGUACAGAGCGGAGACGAUGGGACCACAGGUGGUCGGGUCUCGGAGAACGCCUACUCCGGCUUUAUCGACUCCCCGGUGAUGCUCCAGCCGUUGCGUCAUGUGACAUUUUCCUGGACCCCGAAAAUAUUCAGCAUCAGCAUCCUCCAGCUGGGGGCGUCCAGGACGGACGUACAGAGCGGAGACGAUGGGACCAC
Messenger RNA from Nanorana parkeri, 1571 nucleotides. RefSeq names its product pancreatic lipase-related protein 2-like. The record is from RefSeq and is a predicted model, not a curated record. The annotation marks the transcript as partial. Gene Ontology annotation, molecular function: triacylglycerol lipase activity; protein binding. The transcript is spliced from 13 exons. Gene Ontology annotation, biological process: lipid metabolic process. Lineage: Eukaryota; Metazoa; Chordata; Amphibia; Anura; Dicroglossidae.